This is a messenger RNA of Rattus rattus (black rat), 5998 nucleotides long. It is a transcript of the gene Tbc1d2b, whose product is annotated as TBC1 domain family member 2B. The coding region runs from base 74 to 2965 and encodes 963 amino acids. The record is from RefSeq and is a predicted model, not a curated record. The transcript is spliced from 13 exons. NCBI's taxonomy places the organism in Eukaryota, Metazoa, Chordata, Mammalia, Rodentia, Muridae.
GGGAGGUGGGCGCUGCGGCGGCGGCCCGGAGGCGCAGGGGCGCGAACGCGGGCGCAGGCGCCGGCGGCCGGCCAUGCCAGGGGCCGGGGCUGGCGCGGAGGAGAGCUGCAGUGGUGGAGAGGGAGUGGUGCCGGGAACAGGCUCGGAGGCUGGAGCGGUGGCGGGACGGGAGCCCUCGCGGCUGUGCGGCUACUUGCAGAAGCUCUCGGGUAAGGGCCCGCUGCGCGGCUACCGCAGCCGCUGGUUCGUGUUUGACUCGCGCCGCUGCUACCUCUACUACUUCAAGAGCCCGCAGGACGCUCUACCGCUCGGCCACCUAGACAUCGCCGACGCCUGCUUCAGCUACCAGGGCCGCGAUGAGGCUGCGGAGCCAGGAGCCGACCCGCCCACGCACUUCCAGGUGCACAGCGCUGGUGCGGUCACGGUGCUCAAGGCUCCUAAUCGGGAGCUCAUGACUUACUGGCUACAGGAGCUUCAGCAGAAAAGAUGGGAAUACUGCAACAGCCUUGACAUGGUCAAGUGGGACAGCAGGACGUCCCCAACGCCAGGGGACUUCCCCAAGGGCCUUGUGGCCCGAGAUAACACAGAUAUAAUUUCCCAGCACCCAAAUCCUUCUGCAGAAAAAGCCAGAACUGUGCUCGCCGUGGAAGCUGCCCCUGGAGAACUGGUGGGGGACCGGGCUGCUCAUCAUCCAGCCCCCGGGCACCCGAAUUCCAUUAACUUUUACUCUCUGAAGCAGUGGGGAAAUGAGAUCAAAAAUUCAAUGUCAUCAUUCCGUCCUGGGAGAGGGCACAGUGAGAGUCGCAGGACCGUGUUUUACACCAAUGAAGAGUGGGAACUUCUAGACCCGCCUCCUAAGGACCUGGAGGAGUCCCUCGCACAGGAAGACAGGAAAAAGCCAGUGCCUGAGGGGAGUAAAGGAGUCACUAGUUCAGGAUUCCCCUUUGAGUUUGGACGGAAUCCUUACAAAGGAAAGCGCCCCUUGAAAGACAUAAUUGGGUCAUACAAAAACCGCCACAGCAAUAGUGACCCUUUGAUCGAGGGAACAUCAUCAGGCAGCAGUGGGGGUCUCGCUAAGCCAGUCCCCGAAAUGCAGCUGCAGAUUCAAAGCCAGCAGGAGGAGCUGGAACAACUCAAGAAGGACCUAUCCAGUCAGAAGGAGCUCAUUCAACUGCUCCAACAGACGGUCCGAUCCUCACAAUAUGACAAGUAUUUUAUGAGCCACCAGAUCAGCGAGGGGGUCCCAAGGGACACACUGGAGCUCCUCCACCAAAAGGACGAGCAGAUCUUGGGCCUCAGCGGCCAGCUGGAGCGCUUCGGCCUGGAGAAGGAAAGCCUCCAGCAGGAAGUGAGGACGCUGAAGAGCAAGGUGGGAGAGCUCAAUGAGAGGCUGGGGAUGCUAAUGGAGACCAUCCAGGCCAAGGACGAGGUCAUCAUCAAGCUCAGCGAAUGUGAGGGCGGCGUAUCUUCGCCCACCAUGGGGCCCAGCUCUCCUUUGGCCACCCCAGCCAGCCGGGACCAGCUGGAGCUGGACAGGCUAAAAGACAGUCUGCAAGGGUACAAAAGCCAAAAUAAAUUUCUAAACAAGGAAAUUUUGGAACUCUCAGCUCUACGAAGAAAUGCAGAAAGGCGAGAGAGGGAUCUGAUGGCGAAGUACUCUAGCCUGGAAGCCAAGCUCUGCCAGGUUGAAAGUAAAUACUUGAUACUGCUCCAAGAAAUGAAGACACCAGUUUGCUCAGAAGAACAGGGCCCUGCCAGGGAUGUCAUAGCCCAGUUGUUGGAGGACGCUCUGCAGGUUGAAAGCCAAGAACAGCCAGAGCAAGCAUUUGUCAAGCCUCAUCUGGUCAGUGAGUUCGAUAUCUACGGGUUUAGGACUGUCCCUGACGAUGAUGAGGAAGAGAAAUUGGUCGCCAAGGUCCGAGCAUUGGACCUGAAGACUCUGUACCUCACAGAAAACCAGGAAGUUUCCACUGGGGUCAAGUGGGAAAACUAUUUUGCAAGCACAAUGAACAGGGAGAUGGUGUGCUCUCCAGAGCUGAAAAACCUGAUCCGAGCAGGCAUUCCCCAUGAGCACCGCUCCAAGGUGUGGAAGUGGUGUGUUGACCGUCACACCAGGAAGUUCAAGGACAGCAUGGAGCCAGGCUACUUCCAGGCCUUACUCCAGAAGGCUCUAGAGAAACAGAACCCGGCCUCCAAGCAGAUUGAGCUGGACCUGCUUCGGACUCUGCCCAAUAACAAACAUUACUCCAGCCCCACGUCAGAGGGCAUACAGAAGCUUCGCAAUGUCCUACUGGCCUUCUCGUGGCGGAAUCCAGAUAUUGGCUACUGCCAAGGCCUAAACAGGUUGGUGGCAGUGGCGCUCCUUUACCUGGAACAAGAGGAUGCUUUCUGGUGUCUCGUUACCAUUGUGGAAGUCUUCAUGCCUCGAGACUAUUACACAAAGACUCUAUUAGGAUCCCAGGUGGACCAGCGGGUGUUCAGAGACCUCAUGAGUGAGAAGCUGCCUCGACUGCACACCCAUUUUGAGCAGUACAAAGUGGACUACACCCUCAUCACCUUCAACUGGUUUCUGGUGGUGUUCGUGGACAGCGUUGUCAGCGACAUCCUCUUUAAAAUAUGGGACUCUUUCCUUUAUGAGGGACCAAAGGUUAUUUUCCGUUUUGCCCUGGCACUUUUUAAGUACAAGGAAGAGGAGAUCCUGAAGCUGCAGGAUUCGAUGUCCAUUUUCAAGUAUCUCCGAUACUUCACUCGCACCAUCCUGGAUGCCAGGAAGCUGACCAGCAUCUCCUUUGGGGAUCUGAACCCCUUCCCCCUGCGCCAGAUCCGGAACCGGAGAGCCUACCACUUGGAGAAGGUCCGGCUGGAGCUGACAGAGCUGGAGGCCAUUCGAGAGGACUUCCUGCGUGAGCGGGACACUAGCCCUGACAAAGGCGAGCUGGUUAGCGAUGAGGAGGAAGACACUUGAAUGAAUCCCCACCCCAGGAUGCUGCCUUCCUUCUUGCCUUCCUUCAUAACCAAAAGUAGCAAAGGCGCGUCUGCACAUCAGCUGUCAGAGUGAAACAUCUACAGCCUCUGGGCACCUGCGGGGCAGAUGUCCAAAGCUAAGCUGCACUUUCUCGUCGUCCGCCAUGAGGGCAGGGGUCUGAUGGCUUUACAGCCAUGUCCAUGCCGUGGCAUUCAGUCAUAUGCGUCAUAUGCUUGCUGCCUGAUGGGUGAGUCACCAGGCGACUGUUUCCAAGGGCCUGUUUACAGCAUCUGCCAGUUGUGUGUUUCACCUACAGAGACUGUUUGACAUUUCCCUGUGCGCUUUCUUUUUAUCCAAGGGCAGCGCUGUGGAGGAGUGCACAUGGAGCUGCAGCGUGGCUGCAUCCAGGGGCAAAAGGUCACCAUAAGAAGAGGGACCUCUUAAAAAAAUCGAACACAGAACUGGCCUCCCUAGAGAGCGUGGGAGCCCUCUGCUGGUGGCUUCGCACUGCCAGCCACUAUCCCUUCUGGACUAACCUUUGCCCUCCUAUACAGCCUUUCAGACUGUAGCACUCACGCUGCUCUGCAGCCAGCCCCACACUUCUCAUUGCCAGCUAUUCUGCCAGAUGUCUAUCCCAGCUUACAGUGGGGCUAGCGCAUCUGGGAGGUGACUUAUAGACAACAUUCUCCAAGUGUGGCUAGAUUGGAGUUCCAAAGGAACCUUACAGGAGACCCACCCCUGCAUAAAGGAACACAGGAAACUCCUAUCUGUGGCUUGUGGGCUCCUGGAUGACAGUGGCCAGGGCUCUGGAAUCUCUGCUGCCCAACAGCUGGGUGGGGAGUAGGACUGACUGCCAGCUUCCUACAUCUGGAAGCACCUUUGCUUGGGAACAAGAGUAAUGAGUUCUCCUAGUCUCUGUGUUGCCUGGAUCAUCCUUGUCCUUAGCAGGGAUCUGAGGACACUGUGGCCUCUGGUAUAGCAGACUCUGGGGACUUGGAACACUUCCUUCUUGAAGCCCAGAGAGGGUCUGAACAAAAAAGGUUAUUUUUGCUCAGUCCCAGAGCAUCCCUGAUGGUGGCUGUUAUGAGAAAACAUCUUCUUACACAGUAUUAUGGGAACACAAGGGAAACAGCCUCAAGUGGACUACUUUACACUACCUAGGGAAAAGAAACUAGAAACAAUCCCUAGUGUAAACACUCAGACUGAGGAGUGGGGCAAGACAGUUUCGAGAAGCGCUUUUUCCAUGACCCGCUUUCCUGUUUUUGCUGUCUGCUUUCUAGCACUUGAAUGGCUGAGUCCAUUUUUCAGCAUCUAAAUUUGCUUCACUUCUCUAAAAGUUGCUUCAUAUAUUACCAUGUAAAAGGAGCUGGUCUCUAUAUUUAGCCAACAGCCUGUCUCUUUUCAGGUAUCAGAAAUGUCAUCCUUGUGUCUGAGAUGAUGGUUUGAGGCCCGGCUUCUUGAAGAAGCUGUCGGGAACUGGACAGUGAUCUAUCUCACCGCUGUUCCCAGGCCUCCCUGAGACCAAAUGCUGGAAGAUGCCCCACCCCCUGUAAGAUGCCGGCUGUCAGCCUUGGGGACAGCUGUUAGGAGGUUAGAGUUGGAGCCCCAUGGCUUAGCUCCAGCCGCUCUGAUUUCGGUUGCCAUGUCAAUUUCCUACCAGAAGAUCCAGUCCAAAUAAGUAUUUGGUGUGAAUGCUCUCAGUGGAGCAUUUGGUGUGAAUGCUCUCAGUGGAGCAUUUGGUGUGAAUGCUCUCAGUGGUGGGUUGCUUUCGCCCUGUGACCAGUGGAGGCAUCUUUAAGUACUUGGUGAUGCUGGGAACAGGACCAUGUUCCUGGCAUGUGGGGCCCUGGGUUCCAUCCCAGUGAUGAAAAAAAUCUUCAGUAUGUGGGGGUUGUGGAGAGGCGCUGUUCUGCCAUCCCCUGAGAGACAGCAUUAGUUUCUCAGGCAGUUAGUAUCAGUGCCCAGGUAAAAGUCUCAAGAGGUCCCAAAGGGACUCUCCUCCCUGGAAUAAAUGACUCGAUGUCUGCAGAGCUGAGAAGGGAUGGUUGCCCUCUUUCCAGAAUAACAGAGUAACAGAGACAGAAUAACAGAGAUUCAUCCCAGAGACACAGCCCCAGUGGUUGAGCCAUCAUCUCUCAUGCCCUCGUCACUGAGAUUGUCUUUACCCUCCAGUACUCCUGAGGCUCCAGACUUCUACCAGCCACCAUGGCAGGUACCCCUAAGGUCAGUGGCUGCCUCAGGCUGCUUUUCAUCUAAACCUCUACCCAGCAUGCAACCCAUGGCUCCUGCCUGGUGAGCCUUGUGGGCUGAGAAACCCAAAGCACAGCCUCCAGCGCGUGGGUCCAAAUGCGUGUGCCACAGUAGGGGAGCACCCUGCCCUCAGCACCCCAUCUGGUGGGACUUGCCAGUAUUUCAACUGUUGAUACUUUUAUAUUUUCACUACAUUUUAUAUUUUUAUAGACUAUUUUAUAUUAAGGUUUUUUCUAGAUUCUGUACAACUUUUAUAUAACAAGUUCUAUUUUGUGUGCACAUCUCCCCUGUAUGUAUUUAUAUCAACCCAAACCUCCCAAAUUCCAGGUCCCUCUUGUGCCACCUUUUCCCCUUAGCCUUGACUGUCACUCUCUUCUGCUCACCGAGGUAGCCUCGGGGGCUACUUCUAGCCACCAUGACAGCCAGACAGCAGGAACUGGUGUUUGUCAGCUGUGGUCUGUUGAUACAGGAAGUACUCUGGGCAGUAACCCAGACAGGUUUUGUUAGCUAUGUUACUGCACAAGCCCUUCUCGCUUAGUGCAGUGAUGUCCUGGUGCAGCCAGCUGUGGGCGGGUGCUGGGCCCAUCACGAAAGUCCUUGAAGACAGAGGCUAGAUGAAAGCCCAGUGUCUGAGGUCCUUAUGUGGGCAACUGGAGGACUUGAGGGCACACUGCCAAGUGACUGUCCGUUUAUAUCCUAGCAGCUUCUGUGCUCAUCCCUGAGUUAAAUGUUAGACUUUUAAAGGAAGAAAUAAACUAAUUUGUAUUACAUUCUGCCUCGAAA